AUGGAUGUGGACGGUUCAGCAAUACCCGGGGAGAUAGAUCAAAACUUACUAUUGCAAUUCAGUUGUAUGAAUACAACUGAUAGAGAAGAGCUCAUAGUACAAAUGCAAAGGUUGUUAGGCCCCAGUUUGAAUUAUAAUACCGCAAGUUUUUUCUUAGAUAUGAGCAAUUGGAACUUACAAGCUGCAAUCUGUUGUUAUUUAGAUUACAGUCUACCACCUAAACUUCCAUCUAUGUCAUUAAAGGCAUCUCAAAGUCAAGAAGCAGCUGUAACACCUGGUUCUUGUUUUGAACAAAGCUGGAGUAUUGCCAAUACAGGAGCAGAAGCGUGGCCUGGAAGCUGUAGACUAAUACAAGCGGGAGGAGAACAAUUCAGUGCUACACCAACCUAUGUUCCUCCUUUGCUGCCAGGACAUUCUACUACUGUUACAUUGAAGUUAACUGCUCCUAGUGUGCCUGGUGCUCAUAGAGGUUAUUUUCAUUUAGUGACAGACAAAGGUGAACAAAUAGGAGAUACUUUGUGGGCUGAAAUCACGGUAGAGUCAGAAAUGACAUUAGCACUUGCAGAACAAUUGGCUGCAUUGCCCGUCCCUAGUAGUAGAUUGGAUGAAGGUGUAUCUCAGGUGCCAUCACAAGAUGAUCAAAUGUGUUGA
This is a messenger RNA of Parnassius mnemosyne (clouded apollo), 651 nucleotides long. Lineage: Eukaryota; Metazoa; Arthropoda; Insecta; Lepidoptera; Papilionidae. The record is from the annotation of a GenBank genome assembly.